CGCGCUCCGGGCGCUAUAAGACGGCGGCGGCCGCGGCGCGCCCUGCGCGGAGCUGGGAGCGCGAUGGUCGGCCGCCGCGGCGCGGCAAGAUGCUGGAUGGGCCCCCGCUGGCGCGCUGGCUGGCCGCGGCCUUCGGGCUGACGCUGCUGCUCGCCGCGCUGCGCCCUUCGGCCGCCUACUUCGGGCUGACGGGCAGCGAGCCCCUGACCGUCCUCCCGCUGACCCUGGAGCCCGAGGCGGCCGCCCAGGCGCACUACAAGGCCUGCGACCGGCUGAAGCUGGAGCGGAAGCAGCGGCGGAUGUGCCGCCGGGACCCGGGCGUGGCGGAGACGCUGCUGGAGGCCGUGAGCAUGAGCGCGCUGGAGUGCCAGUUCCAGUUCCGCUUCGAGCGCUGGAACUGCUCGCUGGAGGGCCGCUACCGGGCCAGCCUGCUCCGGCGAGGCUUCAAGGAGACCGCCUUCCUCUACGCCAUCUCGUCGGCCGGCCUGACGCACGCCCUGGCCAAGGCGUGCAGCGCGGGCCGCAUGGAGCGCUGCACCUGCGACGAGGCGCCCGACCUGGAGAACCGCGAGGCCUGGCAGUGGGGGGGCUGCGGGGACAACCUCAGGUACAGCAGCAAGUUCGUCAAGGAGUUCCUGGGCCGGCGGGCCGGCAAGGACCUGCGAGCGCGCGUGGACUUCCACAACAACCUCGUGGGUGUGAAGGUGAUCAAGGCCGGGGUGGAGACCACCUGCAAGUGCCACGGCGUGUCGGGCUCCUGCACGGUGCGGACCUGCUGGCGGCAGCUGGCGCCCUUCCACGAGGUGGGCAAGCACCUGAAGCACAAGUACGAGACGGCGCUCAAGGUGGGCAGCACCAGCAACGAGGCCGCGGGCGAGGCAGGCGCCAUCUCCCCUCCCCGGGGCCGCGUCUCGGGGGCGGGCGGUGGUGACCCGCUGCCCCGCACUCCGGAGCUGGUGCACUUGGACGACUCACCCAGCUUCUGCCUGGCCGGCCGCUUCUCCCCAGGCACCGCCGGCCGCAGGUGCCACCGCGAGAAGAACUGCGAGAGCAUCUGCUGCGGCCGUGGCCACAACACGCAGAGCCGGGUGGUGACGAGGCCCUGCCAGUGCCAGGUGCGCUGGUGCUGCUACGUGGAGUGCCGGCAGUGCACGCAGCGCGAGGAGGUCUACACCUGCAAGGGCUGAGUGUCUGGGCCCAGCCCAGCUGUGUGGGGUGCCAGCAUUGCACACGGCAUGGAGGGUCUCCACCUGCAAGGGCUGAGUCCCCAGCCCGCCAGCCCAGCUGCCCGGGGUGCAGGCAUUGCACACAGCAUGGAGGGUCUCCACCUGCAAAGCUGAGUGUUUGGGCUGGGCUGCCCAGGGUGCCAGCAUUGCACACGGCAUGGAGGGUCUCCACCUGCAAGGCUGAGUGUCUGGGCCCAGCCAGCCCUGCUGCUCCGAGUGCCGGUAUUGCACACGGUGUGAGAAGGUCUCUACCUGCAGGGGACGAGUGCCCGGGCCUGGCCUCAUCCCUGCUGUGCAGGAUGAGGGCCAUGCACGCAGUGUGAGGGGUCUACACCUGCAAGGACUGAGGGUCUUUCCUGGCACCCUGGGGCAUACAGCUGAAGCAGGGGGCCGGGGGCCAUCUGAGUUGGCUGUCUAAGCCCUGUCUCCCCGUCUCCAGGACCCAGAGGUGGGAGCUGGCUCUGGUCUGGUGUGUGCAACCUCUCUGCUUACGCCCUGGGCCUCGACCUCCUCCGUCUGACCCGAGAGCAUUGCUCCAGUGCUUUCUGAGCUGUCUCCCAUCCCCAGCACACCAGUCCCUGGGGAGCAGCGCCCACACCAGCCCACUGGCUUUGCUCCCCACCGCCUCUGAGGCACCUUGGUGACCACGUGGCCUCUGUGUGGGCCACCCGUGGGGGACUGGCCUGGCCCAGGCUGCCCCGACACCAGCACUGUCUUCAGAGAGUGAAACCACUAGAAGAGGGCGCAGCCUGUUCUGCCCCCGCGGGGCCCGGUCGUGGAGGUGCCCAGGCUCGGGGGACUCUGCCAACCUCUGACGUUGAGCACUUCUCUUUGGAGUAAAUAUCAGUGACUUAAAUUAUGAUUAUUUAAUUAAUAUAAUAAUUAUUUUCUCCAUCCCUGCCACCUCCCCGGCUGCAGCUCCCCGCUCUCGGCUAAGCCCCAGUCUGGGAGGCCCGGCGUCUGUCCCUGACCGGUUCCCUCCCAACCCCGCCUCUGAUCUGCUUAGUUGUUUGAAACCACUAAAUCGAGAUAGAUGUGUGUAGUUAAGGAAAUACGGUGAGCUGUGUCUGGCCACAGCCCUUGGGGCAUCUGGAAGCCAGCUCCCCUCGCCCCGUGCCAGCUGGCCACUGCCAUGUGGUGGGCCAGCGAGGGCCCUUGCCCUGCACCCUGUGGGCAGAGGGCCCGGCCUGGCAGCUCAGCAGAUUCUCGGGCUGGGGAUGGCGGUGGGGUGUGGGCACUGAGGGGCAGGACGGCCCUUUGGUUCGUGUCAUAUCAUGAGGAAGCCGCUUGCUCUGUGUUACCUGGGGGACAGAUUGGGACAGAGGCCAGUGGAGGGAGUCUCGGGCUCACAUCUGGCCACAGAACGCCGUGCUUUAUGGCCCUGCUGUUUGCUGGGGACAGUGUGACCUACACUAACCUGGCUUGGUUUGAGGGUGUGGUGCAUGUGUGUUGUGAGAGUGUGUGCGCUGGCGUGGUCAGUGU
Saimiri boliviensis boliviensis (Bolivian squirrel monkey) is the source of this 2708-nucleotide messenger RNA. RefSeq names its product Wnt family member 9A (gene WNT9A). The record is from RefSeq and is a predicted model, not a curated record. Gene Ontology annotation, molecular function: cytokine activity; frizzled binding. Gene Ontology annotation, cellular component: extracellular region. Gene Ontology annotation, biological process: cell fate commitment; multicellular organism development; neuron differentiation. NCBI's taxonomy places the organism in Eukaryota, Metazoa, Chordata, Mammalia, Primates, Cebidae.